Drosophila takahashii is the source of this 900-nucleotide messenger RNA. RefSeq names its product (3R)-3-hydroxyacyl-CoA dehydrogenase. The record is from RefSeq and is a predicted model, not a curated record. Gene Ontology annotation, molecular function: oxidoreductase activity, acting on the CH-OH group of donors, NAD or NADP as acceptor. Lineage: Eukaryota; Metazoa; Arthropoda; Insecta; Diptera; Drosophilidae.
ACAGCUGUUUUGUUGGCCGGCGAUAAUUUAGUGAGAUUAUAUAGUUGUCACACGACGUUCAGGGGGAAAACAAGUGUUUACCGAGCUAUUUGUGGACCAGAAGCCGAGAAUGUCAGGAGUGCUAGCCGGAAAAGUGGCCCUGGUGACAGGUGCCGGUUCGGGAAUCGGAAGAGCCACCUGCCGCCUUUUGGCCAGGGAUGGGGCCAAGGUGAUCGCCGCGGAUCGCAAUCUCCAGGCGGCCCAGGAAACCGCCCAGGAACUGGGCUCCGAUCGCUCGGCCGCCCUCGAGGUGGACGUCUCCUCCGCCCAGAGUGUCCAAUCCUCGGUGGCCGAGGCGCUCAAGAAGUUCCAGCAGGCGCCCAGCAUUGUGGUCAACUCGGCCGGGAUCACUCGCGAUGGCUAUCUGCUGAAGAUGCCCGAGAGGGACUACGAUGACGUGUACGGGGUGAAUCUGAAGGGCACCUUCCUGGUCACCCAGGCCUUUGCCAAGGCCAUGAUCGAGCAGAAAUUAGAGAACGGCAGCAUUGUGAACCUCUCGAGCAUCGUGGCCAAGAUGAACAACGUGGGCCAGGCCAACUAUGCGGCCACCAAGGCCGGCGUCAUCUCCUUCACGGAAGUGGCCUCCAAGGAGUUCGGCAAGUUCGGCAUCCGGGUCAACUGCAUCCUGCCCGGCUACAUAGACACGCCCAUGGUGGCGGUGGUCCCCGAUUCGGUGAAGCAGCAGGUGGUGCAGCGCUGUCCGCUGGGCAGACUGGGCCAGCCGGAGGAGAUCGCCGAGGUCAUCGCCUUCCUGGCCUCCCCCCAGUCGUCCUACGUCAACGGGGCCGCCAUCGAGGUCACCGGGGGCCUUAAGUGAGAUCGGUAAAUCAGGAGAUCCAUACAUAUACAUAAACCAUCUCU